AAUAAGAUCUUCUCUCCCAAUUACAUGAUAGGAACCCAGAAUACCUAUAAAGAAAUAGGGCUUUUCAAAGGGUUUUCAUAGCCAUCAUCCUAUAAGAUGCUCAUGAUAAGCCUGUGAAGAUAAAGUCAGUAUUACUUUUCCCUCUUUGCAAGUGAGAAGACAGACAGGGAAAAGUUAUUAUGUUCAGUAUCACACAACCAAUAGGAUCUAGAGUGGCCUUUACUGAGACCUGGCAGGCAAAUGAUUUCUCAGACCUACCCCUCACCCCCACCCCCAAAGAAGCCCUCCCUCACUAGCGACACCCUAGGGAGGCAGCUAUAGGGGGGUAACAUGUGUGCGUGGCACCUUUUCCUUGACCAGCCCCUCCAGUACGCCUCACAGGAACCAAGUACGCCUGUGGAAGUGGAGGCUGUGGUGCGUGCACGGUGAUGGUGUCUAAGCGUGACCCGCUGUCUGCGAACAUAAGACACUUCUCCAUUACUGCAUGCCUGGUGCCCAUCUGCUCUCUGUAUGGGGCUGCUGUCACCACCGUGGAAGGUGUUGGAAGUAUCAACACCAGGCUUCACCCUGUGCAGGAGAGGAUCGCCAAGAGCCAUGGCACCCAGUGUGGGUUCUGCACCCCUGGGAUGGUGAUGUCCAUGUACACGCUGCUUAGGAACCACCCGCAGCCCUCGGAGGAGCAGCUCCUGGAAGCCCUGGGAGGUAAUCUAUGCCGCUGCACCGGGUAUCGGCCAAUUCUCGCAAGCGGAAGGACCUUCUGUGUGAUUUGCACAGAGUUAUUUGCGGAAGACGAGUUCCAGCCCUUGGACCCUACCCAGGAGCUUAUAUUUCCCCCAGAACUCCUGAGAAUGGCAGAGAAGCCAGAAAAACAAACCCUGAUUUUUCGUGGAGAGAGGGUUGCUUGGAUCUCCCCUGGCACCCUCAAGGAUCUCCUGGAGCUGAAAGCCAAACAUCCUGAAGCCCCUCUCAUCUCGGGCAACACCUCACUGGGUCCUGCAGUGAAAUCUCAAGGACAUUUUCACCCAAUUCUCCUCUCUCCUGCUAGGAUUUCUGAGCUCAGUAUGGUAUCCAAAACAAGUGAUGGACUGACAAUAGGUGCUGGCUGCAGUCUGGCCCAAGUGAAAGACAUUUUGGCUGAGCGAGUUUCCGAGCUUCCAGAGGAGAAAACUCAGACAUACCGAGCCCUCCUGAAGCACCUGAGGAGUCUGGCGAGCCAGCAGAUCCGGAAUAUGGCAUCCUUAGGGGGACAUAUUAUAAGCCGGCACUGCUAUUCGGAUCUGAAUCCAAUUUUGGCUGUGGGCAACGCUACCCUCAAUCUGAUAUCAGAAGAAGGUACACGGCAGAUUCCUCUAAACGAACAUUUUCUUGCCGGGUUGGCAAGUGCAGACCUAAAGCCAGAGGAAAUUUUGGAAUCUGUGUACAUCCCUCACUCUCAAAAGUGGGAAUUUGUGUCAGCCUUCCGACAGGCUCAGUGCCAACAAAAUGCCUUGGCCGAUGUGAACGCUGGCAUGCGAGUCAUCCUCAAGGAAGGCACAGACACCAUCAAGGACCUGAGCAUCGCUUACGGAGGGGUUGGGGCCGCCACGGUCAGUGCACAGAAAUCCUGCCAGCAGCUCGUGGGGAGGCCCUGGAAUGAGCUGAUGCUGGAGGAAGCUUGCAGGCUGCUUCUGGAAGAAGUCUCCCUCCCAGGCUGGGCUCCAGGGGGGAAAGUGGAAUUCAAGAGGACUCUGGUGGUCAGUUUCUUCUUCAAAUUCUACCUAGAAGUUCUGCAGGAACUGAAGAAGCUGGUAAAGCUUAUGCCUGACAGCCAUCAUUAUCCUGAAAUUUCAGACCAAUUCCUAAGUGCUCUAGAAGACUUCCCCAUCACAGGACCCCAGGGAGUCCAAAGGUACCAGCGUGUGGGUUCUCACCAGUCCCUCCAAGAUCCAGUUGGACGCCCCAUCAUGCACCUAUCAGGUCUUAAACAUGCUACAGGUGAAGCCAUAUUUUGUGAUGACAUUCCAAUGGUGGAUAGAGAACUUUUCAUGGUUUUGGUGACCAGUACCAGAGCCCAUGCAAAAAUUAUAUCAGUUGAUUUGUCUGAGGCCCUUGACCUACCAGGGGUGAUUGAUGUGAUAACAGCUGAGGACAUUCCAGGCACCAAUGGGUCUGAGGAUGACAAAUUGAUGGCUGUAGAUGAGGUGCUUUGCGUGGGCCACAUCAUCUGUGCUGUGGUUGCAGAGACAGAAGUACAGGCAAAGAGUGCAACUGAAAAGAUAAAGAUCACCUAUGAAGAUCUGGAGCCAGUAAUCUUCACCAUCAACGAUGCCAUAAAGCACAACUCAUUCCUAUGCCCUGAAAAAAAACUUGAACAAGGAAACGUUGAGGAGGCAUUUGAAAAAGUCGAUCAAAUUGUUGAAGGAGAGGUCCACGUUGGAGGACAGGAACAUUUUUACAUGGAAACACAAAGAGUGCUUGUUAUUCCGAAGGCAGAGGACAAGGAACUGGACAUUUAUGUGUCAACACAGGAUCCAGCCCACGUACAGAAAACAGUGUCCUCUACUUUAAACAUCCCCAUCAACAGGAUCACCUGCCAUGUCAAACGGGUGGGUGGAGGUUUUGGUGGGAAAGUAGGAAGACCAGCUGUAUUUGGAGCUAUUGCAGCUGUGGGCGCUAUCAAAACUGGUCAUCCCAUUCGUCUUGUUCUUGAUCGCAAAGAUGAUAUGUUAAUAACUGGGGGAAGACACCCAUUAUUUGGAAAAUAUAAAGUGGGAUUCAUGAACAAUGGGCGAAUCAAAGCUCUGGACAUCGAGUGCUUUGUCAACGGAGGAUGCAUGCUGGAUGACUCUGAGCUGGUAACAGAAUCUCUUAUAUUAAAGCUAGAAAAUGCAUAUAAAAUCCGCAACCUCAGGUUCCGGGGCCGUGCAUGCAUGACAAAUCUACCAUCUAACACAGCCUUUCGCGGAUUUGGCUUCCCACAAGGAACCCUGAUAACAGAAUCUUGCAUCACAGCUGUGGCAGCCAAAUGUGGCCUUCUGCCAGAAAAGAUUAGGGAGAAAAACAUGUACAAAACGGUUGAUAAAACCAUCUACAAACAAGCGUUCAGCCCUGAGACCCUGAUAAGAUGUUGGAAUGAGUGUCUGGACAAGUCUUCCUUUCACAGCAGAAGAAUGCAAGUGGAAGAGUUUAACAAGAAGAAUUAUUGGAAGAAGAAAGGCAUGGCAAUCAUCCCCAUGAAGUUCUCAGUCGGCUUUGCUGCAACAAGCUAUCACCAGGCAGCUGCCCUCGUUCAUAUCUACACAGAUGGCUCUGUAUUGGUCACACAUGGAGGCAACGAACUGGGACAAGGUAUUCACACCAAAAUGCUGCAGGUUGCCAGCCGUGAAUUAAACAUACCCAUGUCUUCUCUGCACAUCUGUGAAACAAGUACGGCCACAGUGCCUAAUACAAUUGCCACGGCAGCUUCCAUUGGUUCGGAUGUCAACGGCAGAGCCGUUCAGAAUGCUUGUCAGAUCCUUCUGAAACGCCUCGAGCCCAUCAUUAAGAAAAAUCCAGAAGGUACAUGGGAAGACUGGAUAGAAUCUGCUUUCGAACAAAGAAUCAGUCUUUCAGCCACUGGAUACUUCAGGGGCUACAAGGCCUUCAUGGACUGGGAGAAGGGAGAAGGAGACCCUUUUCCAUACUAUGUCUAUGGAGCAGCCUGUUCAGAGGUUGAAAUUGACUGCCUGACGGGAGCUCACAAGAAAAUCAGAACAGACAUUGUCAUGGAUGCAUGUUGCAGCCUAAAUCCCGCUAUUGAUAUUGGGCAGGUUGAAGGUUCCUUUAUUCAGGGAAUGGGCCUUUAUACCACUGAAGAGCUGAAAUAUUCCCCAGAAGGUGUUCUGUACUCUCGAGGCCCAGACGAGUACAAAAUUCCAACCAUCACUGACGUCCCAGAGGAGUUCAAUGUCUCCCUGUUGCCAUCCUCACAAACCCCACCAACCAUCUAUUCAUCCAAGGGCCUGGGAGAGUCUGGGAUGUUCUUGGGCUCGUCUGUGUUCUUUGCCAUCACUGAUGCUGUGGCCACAGCACGCAGGGAAAGAGACACAGUGGAGGACUUCACAGUGAGGAGCCCAGCAACGCCAGAACGGGUUCGAAUGGCCUGUGCAGAUCGUUUCACAGAGAUGAUCCCAAGAGAUGACCCGAAGACAUUUAGACCUUGGUCUAUCCCUAUAGCAUAACAUUGCUGUCAUUUCCUAAAAGGUGUUUCAGUUUUUCAAGAGUGAAAAGACGGUUUGUGAAUCCAAACUGAUAUUCUUAUACUGUGUGGAAAAAAGACACGAAUUUUAGGAACAUUAUUCAAGUCUCUGAUUAGGUUAAAAAUGAAUCAUUAUUUAUAAAUUAUUUACUUAGAUUUUCUAGGCUAGAGGCCACCAGACAAACUUUGCAAUAUCCACAGUAGCCAAAUUUAAGUUUGAUUUGUUUCUGAAGAUAUCAUGUAAAUAUUGCUCUAAAAGCAAAUUGUUUUUCUGUGUCCAUCCAAUCUAGCUGGACUAGUAGUGCAAGUUACAAACCUAGAAGGAAAAACACUUCUCAGUAAAUAAACAUGUGAUUACUUUUCCCAAGGAUGUGUUCAAUUGAGUAGCCAAGGGUGAUUACUUUUCUCAAGGAUACGUUUGAUUCAGUGGCAACAGGUAAGAACACCGCAAGACUUCUGCAAGUUUUUGUUUUGUUCCUACUGUGAAUUAGCUAUGUGUCUCUGCGUGUAUAUUUGACAGCAAAGGAGUGGUAUUUUACUCACCUAGGUCAGCUGUUCAACUGGGUAACAUUCUUUUGGAAUUUGGAGAUAAAAAGCAAUGUAAAAACAUUUUCAAUGUAUUAUCAUAAAACCCUUUAAUUUUUUUUGUCUAUAAAAAACAUCUGAUAUAGUAUCAGUUUCAGAAAUACUUCACCACUCAGUUUCCCAUAUAUUGAAGGGAGUAACACAGAACAAAAGAGUUCUAAAUUGUAAUCAUCCCGACGUUGUAGUUUAACACAUAUGGGAUCCACCAAAUUCCAUUGAUCUGAGUUUUGGAGGCCCUCAGAGGAGGAGAAACCAGAAUAUGAAUUAGGCCGUAUUUGACCAGAAAGCCGGGAGGUAAACUGACACUCUGUCAGCCAGAAUUUGCAUGAUAAAGUCACCCAGCCACCAUCUGCAGUGACUCCAGAAGUAAGUGAGGGAGGAGGGGCUGAUCUCAGAGUGCGGGGUGACGGGUGAGAGGAGGCAAAGAUCUGGCUUGCAGUGCAGGAGGCUGUAGGUCACUGGAAGCAGUGAGCACAUCUGGUUCAAGGGACUGGGAUACGGCCGUGCACAGGCCUGUCCACUGACUUCGGAGGCUUCACUAGGCCACGGGAGUCUAAGGGAAGAAGUGGGACUGGAGCACGAAGAGAAAGGAGAUCAGAACAGAAGGUUCAUAGGCAGGACAAAAAGUUACACAAGAUUUUUGCACAAGUGAGCAGAAGAGCUGGGGAACUUAGUGGGAGUAGCCAGGGUAAAAUAAGUUGAAAGUAAUUAAAAAAAAAAAGUUUUGGCUCUCAAAAAUAAAAUCUUUCACUAUGUAAUCUAAUGUGAAUAUAAGAAAUUUGCUUUGGGCGCCUGGGUAGCUCUGCCUUCAGCUCAGGUCAUGGUCCCAGAGU
This is a messenger RNA of Ailuropoda melanoleuca (giant panda), 5634 nucleotides long. RefSeq names its product aldehyde oxidase 2 (gene AOX2). The record is from RefSeq and is a predicted model, not a curated record. Gene Ontology annotation, molecular function: FAD binding; 2 iron, 2 sulfur cluster binding; NAD binding. NCBI's taxonomy places the organism in Eukaryota, Metazoa, Chordata, Mammalia, Carnivora, Ursidae. The coding region runs from base 429 to 4199 and encodes 1256 amino acids. The transcript has 33 exons.